AUGAAACUUCGAACACUAACCACCCCCAGCGCGAUAGAGCUACACGAGGCUGGAGUGUUGUUUAAGGUACGGGAGAAGAGCAAAAAUCUAUUCGACAUAAAAUUCGAAAAAGGGAAACUAGAAAUCCCAAGUUUUAUUUUAAGCGAUGAGAAAGAAUACUCAAUCAGAAAUUCGCUUGCAUUUGAGCAAUGCCAUUGUAGUGAUGAGAACUACAUAAAUGACUAUGUUAUCCUUAUAGGUCGCCUUGUUGAAACACGCAGGGAUAUAGACUUAUUGGUGAAGCAGGGGAUUAUUGAGAAUAGGAUUAGCAACAGCCGAGAUGGGUCACUUCUGUUAAACAAGCUUGCCGAUGGGGCUAUUUUGGACCAGGAAAAGUUCUAUUUUGCUGCUCUUUUUGAGGAGUUGAACAAAUACUACAACACCUCAUGGCACAGGUGGAAGGCACACUUGAAACAAAGAUAUUUCAGAACACCAUGGGCUGGGGUUUCGCUUUUAGCAGCUGUGUUUCUGCUUAUUCUCACUAUCGUACAAACGGUGUGUUCUUUGGCUGCGUUUUUCCCGACACUUAAUCCUUCUUCUAAUUAG
Messenger RNA from Corylus avellana, 585 nucleotides. The record is from RefSeq and is a predicted model, not a curated record. NCBI's taxonomy places the organism in Eukaryota, Viridiplantae, Streptophyta, Magnoliopsida, Fagales, Betulaceae.